This is a messenger RNA of Ogataea angusta, 828 nucleotides long. RefSeq lists its product as uncharacterized. The transcript has 2 exons. The record is from RefSeq and is a predicted model, not a curated record. Lineage: Eukaryota; Fungi; Ascomycota; Pichiomycetes; Pichiales; Pichiaceae. The coding region runs from base 1 to 828 and encodes 275 amino acids.
AUGUCUGAAGCUAAAACCUGUUGUGGCGGUGCCUGUGUGAGCAAGUCUGGCUAUGAUUUGCUGACUUGGAAAGACCCAUCGGUCUCCGGCAAAGUGUUUGGAUCGUUAGUGGGAUCCCUGCUUUUGCUAAAAUCGGUCAAUCUGCUCAGUAUUGUCUUCUAUAUUUCCGCUUUUGUUCUGGCAGUUUCUGCACUGGGCGAGUAUGCCGGUAAGCUGGCCACAGGACAAGGUUUUGUCACCAGAUUCAGGCCAGAAUACAAGAACGUGAUUGGCCAGUACGCUGAGGAAUAUGCCAGCCAUGCAGCCAACCUCAUCAAGAAUGCCGAGCUCAAACUGCAGGAGAUCGUCUAUUCGAAAGACAUUGACUCCACCCUGAAGGUGGCCGGUGUUGCCUACAUCCUUUACAAGCUGACCUCCUGGUUCACCCUCUGGACUCUGCUCUUCACGGCUACUCUGACCGCAUUCUCUGUUCCUCCUGUCUACUUGAAGAACCAAAGACAGAUCGACGAUGCUAUCGUCACCUACACAAAGGUUGCCAAGGACAAGCUGGCCGAGUUGCUUCAAUUGAUCAAGGAGAAGACUGGUCCAGCUUUGGAGAACGCCGAGAAGAAGUUGGGCCCGGUCGGCAGCUUUAUCAGAUCCAAGGUUCCGGUCAGAACCGCUGGCUCUACUGUUGGGGACAUUCCAGCUGCAAACAGCACGGCCUCGACAGCCCAAUCUGCUCCGUCCGUUCCUUCUGCUGCUCCUUCCGCCUCCACCGAGACCGGUGACGACGCCAUCACCAACCCAUUGGCCGACGUGAAGAAACAGGCAGAGGCUGCUUUGUAA